Messenger RNA from Diaporthe citri, 468 nucleotides. RefSeq lists its product as uncharacterized. Bases 1 to 468 code for a protein of 155 amino acids. The record is from RefSeq and is a predicted model, not a curated record. NCBI's taxonomy places the organism in Eukaryota, Fungi, Ascomycota, Sordariomycetes, Diaporthales, Diaporthaceae. The transcript is spliced from 2 exons.
AUGUCUUCAGGUGAGAGGGAUGAGAUCAUCUUCGGCUUCACCGAGAAGGAGGUCAAGUUCCUUAUCAUGAGCCUCAAGUGUAUUGAGACUCACGGAAACCGCCGAUUCCUGAACUGUGCCCGCCUUGCCCGGCUUACAGGAUACUCCAGCGCCGACGCCUACAAGUACUACAUGGACCAACUGCUCCAAAAGGUCAUCGCGCUGCCUCCCGUCGAUUUGACCCGCGGCGGCGACGACCAGAAGCACGAUGACACCGCCACGGCUGCUGCAACUGCCUCGCAGGUCCCUACACCUGCUUCUGACCAGGACGGCAAGGCUGGCCCUUGCGACGGCCGGGAGGAUAAGAAGGAGAUGGAAAAGGCGAGCGACUACAAGGGCAUCGAUGACGGCAUGGACGGUGCUGGCGGCGACCCGGAGGAUGAGAAGGAGCUGAAGGCUCUGGGCAAUGCUUAUGCCUGGGACUGCUAG